AUGACCUCCGCAAGGGGCACACAGCAACGAAUCCACAGCGGCAAUUGCGACGACAGCAACAACUCUCAGUUGUGCUCUCAGUUGGCGUCCACGUGGGGCCCUGAACACCGCUGUCUAGCUGUUGCCGCUGUGGAUGAAGGUGCUGAACGUGCCGACUGCGUGGAGGGCGUCGCAAGGGUUAUCUUGUCGGGGAUAGUCCAGAUGAUCGAUCAAGCUGCCGCCCUUAGGAAGAAGAAUAGAGCGAGUGUCCGGACGUUGGAGGCGAACAGUGAUCUGGCGCCCGUGACAGCUGGGCCGGCUGAAGCAGCUCAGUCGACCACGUGGGCGGAGGAGGCACUGGGGAUGCAGUUGCGUUCUGGUUGGGCACUGCGGAUGCGGUUGCGUUUUGGUUGGGCGAAGCUUCACGCUCCAGGCAAGAGAAAAGCACGAAAGCCUGCCGUCUGCAGUAUUUAA
Molecule: messenger RNA, 453 nt
Organism: Plasmopara halstedii
Lineage: Eukaryota; Oomycota; Peronosporomycetes; Peronosporales; Peronosporaceae
Exons: 2
Coding region: 1-453 (150 amino acids)
Source: RefSeq, a predicted model, not a curated record